Dendrobium catenatum is the source of this 414-nucleotide messenger RNA. RefSeq lists its product as uncharacterized. The transcript is spliced from 2 exons. Lineage: Eukaryota; Viridiplantae; Streptophyta; Magnoliopsida; Asparagales; Orchidaceae. The annotation marks the transcript as partial. The record is from RefSeq and is a predicted model, not a curated record.
AAAGAAGAACAAAAGAGAGAGAAAGCUAUAAACUAAUAUAUCUUAUCUUUCACCAUGAAACUCUCUCUCAUCAACCUUCUUUUAUCUCUUUCGUUAGUAUUUUUGGCUGUCUCUUCUUCUUCUUCUUCUUCUCCUGAGAUUUCGAAGUUCAAAGUAAUCAACAGGAGAGUUCUAAGAGAGUGCCUGGAUGUGAAUCCUUAUAUCUCCAUUAAUGUCAGCAAAAGCUCCAUGCUUCCUGAUGAAGGAAACAUCACUGUAACUGUGAGCGGUGUAGUUGAUCCUGAUAAGGAUGAUUGGAUCGCCAUGAUCUCGCCCUCCAACCUUGACGUAUCGGAUUGCCCAUUGAACGCGGCCAUGUAUGCUCAAACUGGAGAUCUCAGCAGUCUGCCGCUUCUGUGCCAUUAUCCAGUGAAG